AUGGACGCCUACCGCAGCGCCGCCAGCUGGAAGGCCAUCUCCGACUUCCGGGCGGCCGCGGGCUUCGGCGACUCCGGGGAGCUGGCGCUGCGCAUCCUGCCGCAGCUCGCGAUGCGGAGGAUCCUGCUCCAGAAGCACCACCUCCUGGGCGUCCUGGCGGCGCUCCCGUGCCGGCCGAGCAGGGACGAGCAUAUCCUCGGCAUCGUUGCCAAGGUGGACCCGCUGGUUCCAACACUGAUUCGCAGGCUCACGGCCGCCGACGAGGUCGCCGCCCCGGCGGUGCUGCGCGGCGCCCACGGCGCCGCUGCGGCAGGCGGCGGCGCCGGCGCGCGGAGCCGGAGCCCGCUGCGGCCGGCCAUGAACUUGCCGUACCUCUGA
Prorocentrum cordatum is the source of this 378-nucleotide messenger RNA. Lineage: Eukaryota; Dinophyceae; Prorocentrales; Prorocentraceae. The record is from the annotation of a GenBank genome assembly.